This is a messenger RNA of Ambispora gerdemannii, 133 nucleotides long. The record is from the annotation of a GenBank genome assembly. NCBI's taxonomy places the organism in Eukaryota, Fungi, Glomeromycota, Glomeromycetes, Archaeosporales, Ambisporaceae.
CAAAUUGGCUCCUCCAAAUGGUUCUUACGAAGCCAUUUGUGGUACUCAGGUUCGACGAACCCCUAAUGAUUUUCAUGGACCAAGAAACGCGGCGAAGAAUUUAUCCCUUCCCUGGUUUUGGAAAGGAUAUUGA